Messenger RNA from Mya arenaria, 4707 nucleotides. RefSeq names its product anoctamin-8-like. Lineage: Eukaryota; Metazoa; Mollusca; Bivalvia; Myida; Myidae. Bases 128 to 2932 code for a protein of 934 amino acids. Gene Ontology annotation, biological process: chloride transmembrane transport. Gene Ontology annotation, molecular function: chloride channel activity. The record is from RefSeq and is a predicted model, not a curated record. Gene Ontology annotation, cellular component: plasma membrane. The transcript has 17 exons.
GUUCAAUUUGUCAAAAUGGUGGCACAGAGUUUCGCGCCAUAUGUCAAAACAUCGGAUUUGCAAUUAAUUAAUUUCAAACCAUGUGACAAAAUAGUGCUGCACUAUACCGUUAACUUCUGUCAAAGACAUGUCGGAUCUCCGGCAUAGAAUCUCACUGUCAUUGUUACAGAAGAGAUGUCGGAAUUUAAACACGUCCCGCCUAGUGGCCUCCAGUAGAGUUCUUCACAACUCCAUCCCAACCCAGAAUUGUGAUGUGAUUAUGACGCUGCCAGCAACCACAGAUGACUCGACUCUCAUGUGGCUGCUGGCUCGUUUGCGGUCACGCCUGCCAGAGUUACACGUGCAUGUACGACACUGGAAAAACACGGGAGUGUAUGCGUUUUACAUGACGGCAGAAUAUGAGGAUUUGCUUCGUAUGUGUGAGGAGGAGGGCCUGUGUAAACCUCUAAAGGCGGAGUAUGGUGGAGGCCAGAAGGAGUUCCUCUUUGAAGACCGGGGUUGUUACGAGGGUGUUGAAGAUGAGGGUCACUUUAUAAGCAGUGAGGAGCGACAGAGCCUUGUGUACCAGAUUCUUCUCAAUCUACGAGCUCUGGAGGGAGAAGAACUAGACGGAAUACGCUUCCUUGAAGGGCAGUCUAUAGUGCCGGUUCUGCAGUCAAAGAAGGUUGUUUCCCAGGUAUUUCCCCUCCAUCACAGGCGAGAUCUUUUGAAGCUCCGUAAAACCUGGGUCCAAUCUUUCGGGCCCCAGCCCCUAGAUGGUGUGUGUUCAUAUUUCGGUGUGAAGAUAGCGAUGUACUUUGCGUACCUUGGUCACUACACGAAACUGCUGCUCGCACCUACCAUACUGGGUAUCAUCGUCUGGUUCGUGCAGUCAACCAACCAGGUUCUGGAGGAUGUGUGUUUCAUUGGGUUUGGCUUGUUUAAUGUUCUGUGGGCCACAAUGUAUUGUGAGGCGUGGAGAAGGAAGAAUGCAGAAUUGGCCUAUAGAUGGGGAACCCUGGACAGGAAGAGUGAGCUCCUCCAGGACCCAAGACCCCUCUAUACUGGUCACCUGGUAACGAGCCGUGUGACAGGAAGGCCGGAGCGUCACUACCCGGCCUGGAGACGCUACCUAUUCUUCUACUUUGUCAGUGUCCCGGUGAUCGCCAUGUGCCUCCUCAUUGUCUUCUGCAUCAUGCUCAUGAUCUUCGAGCUUCAAGAAUGGGUCAAUGGACUCGUCAAGUCGGACAUUUUGCCUUCGUUCUGUCUCCAUGUGCCUAAAGUGUUGCUGGCAAUCUGUAUCGGAAUUUUAGAUGAGAUUUACAAGAAGAUUGCUUCCUGGCUCAAUGAUAAGGAGAACUACAGGAUGGAGGAGACAUACGAGAACAAUCUAAUCAUUAAACUUGUCUUGUUCCAGUUUGUAAACUCCUUUCUGUCGCUGUUCUACAUCGCCUUUUACCUGAGGGACAUGGACAGACUCAGGGAUCAACUUGCAACAUUGAUGAUCACUCGGCAAGUGAUUGGUAACCUGCGAGAAGCUGUGCUUCCUUACUUCUUGUGGAAGGCAAAACUUAUGAAAGUUGGCUACGACAUCACAGGUCACAUGUCACCAAACACUAUAGAAAAAGAAUCAAUGUCAGUUAAUGAGAGAAGUGGGUGUGCCGAUGAAGCUGAUACUGAGGCAAGUGGAUGUAAAGGCGAAGGUCAUACAAAGAUGGCAGCAGACAGAGAUAGUACAUCCCAGCUAGUCCUCACACAGGCACAGGUGGAAAGCACUAUGAAAAAAUACGAGGACACAUUUGAUGACUACCUGGAGAUGUUUAUCCAGUACGGCUACGUGAUUCUCUUCUCCUCGGCGUUCCCGCUAGCCGCACUCUGUGCCUUCCUCAACAACGUCAUUGAGAUACGCAGCGACGCCUUCAAACUGUGCGUUUACCACCAGCGCCCGUUUGGUCGCCGAGUACACAACAUCGGCAUCUGGCAGAAUGCCAUAGUGGUGAUGGGUGUGGUCGCGGUGAUGGUGAACUGUGCUCUGAUUGGUGUAUCCGGUCAGCUGGACAGGAUGGUCCCGGGAAUGGACACCACCUCCAUCAUCAUUGUCAUCGUUGUCCUUGAGCAUGUAAUCCUGGUGUUGAAGAUGUGUAUGACGUAUGCCAUCCCCGCCCAGCCCCAUUGGAUCAAGGAAGAGAUGGCCCACUUGGAGUUCCAGCGACGACAGGCUCUCAAGAGAAUGGAAACUCAGAUCAGCCCUCCUCUAGUGAAUGUCUCAAGAUCCCCCACCAAAUCCCCAUCCUCGAGCCCCUCAUCGGACCCCUUCACUCUACACAGGCCCCAAAUACCUGUAAGACACCAUGACUCCCUCCUUCGUAAGUUAGGAGGCACAGCUGACAAGGUGUCUGAUUCUAAGGAACAUGGCAGACAUUUUAUUGCAAAGGAACCCAAAGAAAACAUUAACCUUAAGUCAUGCAAUGAACCAAAAUAUUUUUAUUACCAAAAAGACAAUGAGUUUACUGACGAAGUUUCUGUUGGUUUUAAAAAUGAUGGAAUAAACCAGCGAAAUAUAUCUGAAGAACAUUCUCCACAUAGAGAAGGAAGUUUGCCUCCAUCUUCUCUUAAAAGUUGGUUGCAUGAUUCGAAUGACUCUAGUCAGGAGAUAACAGACUUCAGACAAACUGACCCUCAUGAUCCACAAUGUACAGUUGGGGAUUCGAAAGUUAGACACAAAGUCACAUUUAAAGUACCAAGCGUUGAUACCUCCGGUGAAGAUUAUGGACACACUUCUGGUCUAAGAGGUGCAGGACAUGGGUCAACAAGUGCUAUUCCAAGUAUUCAGACCGUUAGGGCAGGUCAACAUUUAACAGAUGAGGAAGCCAUCAUAGCUACCAGACAGAGAAUUUUACAAAGUGCUCGUCAGAGGCAUGGAGGCAGCUCAGAUCUUCAAAAGAAAUCCUAAGUUGCUUGUACAUAACAUUGUUUUAUUAAGAUGUUGUUGUUUUUAUGGAAUUUGUAAUUAUUACCUCUAGGCUCACUUAAGGUGUUAUUGCUCUGUGUUCAUUGUUUUGUGUUAACAUUUUCUUAAAUGGACUUUUCCUCUUGAACUGCUGUGCCAUUUUCAUUGAAAUUGUCAAAAUUACCGGUAACGUUCCUUGCCUUUACUUAUCUCAAGUUUUAUUAAAUUGUUUCAGUAACAGAACCACAUGGCAACCACAGCUGAAAUUAUAUUUUUUAUGCUUCCAAAGUGUUGGUUAACAGCCAUCAUACUGUCUGUUUGGUCGUCCGUGUGUCCAUCCAUCACAACAUUUUCUCAGCAAUAACUUUUAUUGAUGGGAUUAAAUUUAGCCUUCACAGAAUUAUUAAGCAUUAUGGGAAGAUGUAUUGCGCGUAAAGUUUGUGCUGUUAUUCAAAAUGUGAAAUUUAUUAUAAAAAUGGCUAUUAGUCAGACAAGGCCGAAUUGGGGGCAUUUGUCACGCAUCUGUGACACCUCUAUUACAUUAAAUCUUAAAAAAAUAUUGUCCAAACCGCAAAACUGCUAUACUUAGAGAGGUUAGAUAAUUGUUACUAUAUCCUCUAUCAAGUUUGUGAAAAUUGUUCUCCCAGGGUAAGGACUGGCCCUGCCCCAGGGGCUGAGAAAAACAAUGCAUACAUGUAAUACUCUUCUUGUCUCUUACAUGAGGGCACAAAGCCUUGAUAUUUAGAAAAGUUUAUAGAAAAAGCUUUUGCUAGUUUCUAAAAUCUGCAAGAUUCUCUGUUGUUCUCUCCCCUUGAUUACAAAAACUUAUUGUUUAAAGGGACUAGCUCGUUUUUAGCUCUACUGGCCAAAGGCCAGAAGAGCUUAUGCGAUGGUAAUGUGUACAUAGUAUGUGCGUCUGUAAACAAUUCCUUGUUAACACGAUACAGCCUUCAGUUUUGAUUGUAUCUCGAUGAAACUUGUACAGUAUCUACAUAUCCAUUAGAGCUCAGUUCCUUUUGAAAACCAGCCAGAUCCACCCAUGCAUGCCUAGAUUAUGGGCCUUGAUAGUAUAAAAAAUCAGUGAGUCUGUAAACAAUUCCUUGUUAACACGAUACAGUCUUCAGUUUUGAUUGUAUCUCAAUGAAACUUGUGCAGUAUCUACAUAUCCAUUAGAGCUCAGUUCCUUUUGAAAACCAGCCAGAUCCACCCAUGCAUGCCUAGUUUAUGGGCCUUGAUAGUAUAAAAAAUCAGUGAGUCUGUAAACAAUUCCUUGUUAACACGAUACAGUCUUCAGUUUUGAGUGUAUCUUGAUGAAACUUGUACAGUAUUCAGAUAUCCAUAAGAGGUUGGUUCUUUUCGAAAACAGUGAUGUUGACCACACAAACCCAGCCAGUAGAGCAUAGGCCCUUUUGGGCCUCUUGUUGUAAAAUGCACUUACUUUAUGAAUAAUUAAAGUGUGAAAAUGAGAUACUGACGGCUGGAACCUUUCAACAAAUGUGUUUUAAAUAUUUUAGUUUAAUUUUAUUUUAUUUUUUUGUAGCAAAAACAAUCGAAAUCCUAAUUGUUGUAUAAGCUUGGUGUACUGUUAUGUAUAUGCUUGAAUUCAGGUUUACAUAUUUUGUAAUCAACAGUUUUUAUGUUUUGUAUUUUUGUUCUUGUAUUUGGUCAUUUAUUUACAUAUAUAUAAUCUUUAAGUUUCUUUUAAUUGCUUACCUCAUUUACUAUUUUUAUGUACUAACCGUGGUUGUGCAAUAUCUGAUUAAACUGUAAAAGCUGUU